This is a messenger RNA of Cannabis sativa, 2868 nucleotides long. RefSeq lists its product as uncharacterized. The record is from RefSeq and is a predicted model, not a curated record. Lineage: Eukaryota; Viridiplantae; Streptophyta; Magnoliopsida; Rosales; Cannabaceae. Bases 340 to 2511 code for a protein of 723 amino acids. The transcript has 3 exons. Gene Ontology annotation, molecular function: zinc ion binding; RNA binding.
AUCCUAUUUAUCAUUUAAUUAAAUACUCUUUCUUCCUGCUUAAGAAUAUGUAGAGACACUUCUUCUGUUCACCUCUUCAGUACCAAACCACUCGAAUUCUUUUUCAUCUUAAUCUAAUUCAUCCAUCAAACUUGACUACCACGACCGUUGAUGCAAUCGGCGACCAGAUAGAAGAAGGUCACAGAGAAGCGAACCAGAUUGGGGACGAAGCGAAUGCCUCAGAAGUGAAAUCCAUUCCUUAAUUCUUUCAGACUUUUGCUAUAAUCUAACUAGUUGAGCAGAGAGGACAUAUGAACUGGCUGUUUUUGUAUACAAGGAAACAUAACUUCCUGGUCAAAUAUGUCUUUGUAUAUUGGUCAAAUAUCAGCACGCACUCAUAGAGAUGAUCUUGAACGGGUUUUUCGGAGGUAUGGACAGUGUGAUGUACGACUGAAAGAUGGAUAUGGUUUUGUAGUCUACGAUUUCCCUCUAAAUGCUGAGAAAGCUCUUAGAGGACUACAAGGUAAGAGCAUAUUUGGGCAACAAUUAACCAUUACAUGGUCAAAAAAACAGCCAAGAGCUUUCCAAAGAUACACAAGGGGCGCAAGGUCCUAUGAGUCACACGGGAGAGAUUUUGGCCGGAGAAAAGGGCCAAAUGAUUGGGGCAAUUAUAGCUCAGGUAACAGGCAAACAGAUGGUGAUGGUGAUAGGCUUAAUUCUGAGGAUAUGCUUGCUGAAGGUAGGGAUUAUCAUCAAGAAGAAACAAUCGAUUGUGUUGGAGAAGAACAUGAUAAUUUUAGGGAAGAUUUACGAAGAGAUGGUGAUGAUUACCUUGGAGAAGAACAGGAUAAUUAUAGGGAAAAUUUCGCAAGAGAUGGCGGUGAUUACAUUAGAGAACGGGAUAAUUUUAGAGAAGAUUUGGCAAGAGAUGGUGGUGGUACUGUAUCUAAGAUUGACAAUGGUAGAUGGGGUGAGCGAGUGGAUGACCAUUCAAAUGAAAAUGGACUUUAUAGUGACUUGAAUACUGACCGAUAUGAACCUUAUCAGGGUUAUGACAGAAGAGAUAAAGAUGAAAAUCGUUGGAAGACUCGCUCUGGUGGUUCGACACUUGGAAGUUCUCAAGAGAAUGUAGGGAGAGAGUUAGAUGGUUAUAGUUGUUUUAGUUGUGGAGCUUUGGGUCACAAGAUGCGAGAUUGCCCAAGAAAACAUUCUUCACGGAGGAAAAUUACAAGGUUUGAUCGUGGACCUGAUGAUGAUAUCAGUAAAGGAAGAGGUGAUGGGGAGUUGGAGAGAUUUGAAUCUAAGUCCGGGAACAAUGUGCAGCCAAGUAAGGGUGCUAAGUUGAGGGAGAUGAACGAUAAAAGAGGUGAUGGGGAGUUGGAGAGAUUUGAAUCUAAGUCUGGGCACAUUGUGCAGCCAUGUAAGGGUGCCGAGUUGAGGAAAAUGAAUGAUAAAUGGACAUCUAAUUCAGAAAAGCAUCAAGUUUCAAUAAAGAACAGAAAUUCUGAUGAAGUUGUGAGAGUUCAAGGAAAAGAUAGUGAAAGAAAGAAAAGAAACAAAAGGGAAACUGGAUCUCCUAAAAGACAAAGUGCAAAGAAACCAAAGAGAUCAGCAUCAACAACUUUUGAUUCAGAGUAUCCUGCUUCUAGAGCACGUUCAGUUUCAAAAUCUUUAAAGUCUUUUGGAAGGUCGAUUUCACAAUCUAGAUCAAGAUCAGUUUCUGUAGGUUCUUUGUCUUCUGAUUCGAAAGCCAGCUCCAAAUUGGGUUAUUUAAAAUCUUUAAGUUCCAAAUCAAGGUCCAGGUCAAGCUCACAUACAUCCUUGUCUUUGUCUGUAUCCAUUGGCCGGCCAGCAUCCUCUCCUGGUAAGGCACAUAUUAAUCACAAAGAAUCUUUGAAUGAUGGUGUGAUUCCCAAAUCCCCUUGCAUUGAAGUUCGAAAGUCCAUAAAAGGUGACACUCACUGCGAAAAUGCUCAAACUGAAAUUGGAAUGACAGUACUCAAGAACGGAAAUGCAGUCUCAGCCUCUGAAGUAGAAAACGACACAGAAAAGAACCAGGAUACUACUAAAAGCAGGUCAUUGUUCAAAAUGACUAGUCUUGGCAACUCACAAUCGGAUGUAGGUGCUGGGCAUUCAACUCCAGAUGAUUUGAAAGUGACAUCAGAUCAGACAAAUUCUGAUGCCUUAGCAACGAACCGUAUCCUGAAACCAACUGAUGCAUCAGACUCAGGAACUCCCACUGUCUCCUCGGGCCGUUCAACAAACAUAUCUUUGAACGAGAUGUGCAUGGUGCUAAAGCACUACGGCCUAGAAGUCCCAGAAGAAAGCGAAAGACAUCAUUCUUUAGAAUCUUACUUUGGAUCCGCUCGCCUGUGGCCGUGGCAGAGCAUCUAUUACAGGAGGAUGAGAAAAGGUCCAGUAUCAGUUGAGAACUAUGCCAAAAGGGUUGCUCAAAAUCAAGAAUUCGGUAUUGUUGACAAGUACAUCAGAAGCAGUAGUGGAUGGGGAGAAAUGUUUCAGGAAAAUCCAUGAAAGUUUUUGGCGGUUAUACGAGAACUAUCUUGCCUUGUAAGGCCAACUUAGAACUUCCAUAAGGUUUCUAAGUAUAAUUUUUGAUCCUGUAGCUUUCAUGCAAACAUGUUUCAUAUGGUUAUAGUUAUUAUUCAUCGUUGUUAGUAGUCAUGCAUUACCUGUUAUUACUUUUUCCAAUUUUCUACUACAAACAAUCUCUUUCAGAGCUUCUUCUUUUCUUGUUGGUGUUUCUAGCUAAAUGAAGAAAUGUAGAUAAAAAUAUCUAUGGCUUUGGAUUGUAUGGCUGAGAUCACAGUUUUAAUUUUUGUGUAUUUGAGUUUUAAUAUUUUUAUUAAAGCUUUUUGGUUCAUAUGCUCA